AUGGAUGAUUUGCAAACAUCUGAAGAGACAACCUUUGUCCAAGACGAAGUAAAAAACAUAGUUAAAGAGAGCAUAGAAGGCAUCAUUGGUUCUAGUUCUUAUUCACAUAAUAAAGUACAACAGUGGACUUCUUCUGUGAUUGAACAAUGUCUCAGUCAGUUGACUAAACUUGGAAAACCUUUUAAGUACAUCGUCACAUGUGUAAUAAUGCAGAAAAGUGGAGCUGGACUACAUACUGCAAGCUCUUGUUAUUGGGAUAGUACUACUGACGGGAGUUGUACAGUAAAAUGGGAAAACAAGUCUAUGUAUUUUAUCGUUACAGUGUUUGGCUUAGCAAUAUAA
This is a messenger RNA of Schistosoma rodhaini, 342 nucleotides long. The record is from the annotation of a GenBank genome assembly. NCBI's taxonomy places the organism in Eukaryota, Metazoa, Platyhelminthes, Trematoda, Strigeidida, Schistosomatidae.